AUGCGCAAGCUGCAGGAGCACGGCAUUUCGGCAGGGGCGGUGAUGACUCAAGCCGAUGCGUUCGACGAUCCGCACAUCCAGUCGCGUGAGUUCUUUCAUGAAGCGUCCCAGGAGGACUGCGGGACCCACCUAUAUCCCGGCCCGUUGUACCGAAUGUCAGAAACGCCGCUGGGCAUCCGUCGGGGUCCGGUGAUGUUCGGGCAGGACAACGAGUACGUCUACCGGGAACUGCUGGGUUAUUCCGAGGCAGAGUACGCGGAGUUUGAAGCAGCGGGCCACAUCGGAACGGACUACGCGCCCGGAGUCGGUUGA
Messenger RNA from Geodia barretti, 312 nucleotides. The record is from the annotation of a GenBank genome assembly. Lineage: Eukaryota; Metazoa; Porifera; Demospongiae; Tetractinellida; Geodiidae.